GCCGGCCGCUGAGACCCAGCGCAGGCCCGGCCCGGAGCGCCCCGCCCGCCGCCGCCCGGCUCCCCGCCCGCCCCCCGCCCGGCCCGAGCAUGGAGACGGCGGAGAAGGAGUGCGGCGCCCUGGGCGGGCUCUUCCAGGCCAUCGUCAACGACAUGAAGAGCUCCUACCCCAUCUGGGAGGACUUCAACUCCAAGGCCACGAAGCUGCACUCCCAGCUCAGGACCACGGUGCUGGCUGCGGUGGCCUUCCUGGACGCCUUCCAGAAAGUGGCCGACAUGGCCACCAACACCCGAGGGGCCACCCGGGACAUCGGCUCGGCGCUCACGCGCAUGUGCAUGCGCCACCGCAGCAUCGAGACCAAGCUGCGGCAGUUCACCAACGCCCUGCUGGAGAGCCUCAUCAACCCGCUGCAGGAGCGCAUCGAGGACUGGAAGAAGUCCGUCAACCAGCUGGACAAGGACCACGCGAAAGAGUACAAACGGGCUCGGCACGAGAUCAAGAAGAAGUCCUCAGACACGCUGAAGCUGCAGAAGAAAGCACGCAAAGAGCUACUUGGGAAAGGCGACCUGCAGCCCCAGCUGGACAGCGCCCUGCAGGACGUCAACGACAUGUACCUGCUGCUGGAGGAGACGGAGAAGCAGGCGGUGCGCAGGGCGCUGAUCGAGGAGCGCGGCCGCUUCUGCACCUUCAUCACGUUCCUGCAGCCCGUGGUGAACGGCGAGCUGACCAUGCUGGGGGAGAUCACCCACCUGCAGGGCAUCAUCGACGACCUGGUGGUGCUGACCGCAGAGCCCCACAAGCUGCCGCCCGCCAGCGAGCAGGUGAUCAAAGACUUGAAGGGCUCGGACUACAGCUGGUCCUACCAGACCCCGCCCUCCUCGCCCAGCAGCUCCAGCUCCCGCAAGUCCAGCUUGUGCAGCGCCCCCAGCGGCAGCGGCAGCGGCAGUGCCAAGGGCGGCGGAGCCCCGUGGCCUGGGGGCGCCCAGACGUACUCACCCAGUUCCACCUGUCGCUACCGCAGCCUGGCACAGCCAGCCUCCGCCACCGCCCGCCUCUCCAGCAUCUCCUCCCACGACUCCGGCUUCGUCUCCCAGGACGCCGCCUACUCCAAGCCUCCCUCGCCCAUGCCUUCCGACAUCACCAGCCAGAAGUCCUCCAGCUCCGCGUCCUCCGAGGCCUCGGAGACCUGCCAGUCCGUUAGCGAGUGCAGCUCCCCCACCUCGGACUGGGCCAAGGCCGGCCCCCACGAGCAGCCCUCCACCCUGCAGCGGAGGAGGGACCGCGUGGAGCUCCUGAGGGACGCGGAGCCGGGCCCGGCCGGCGGGGGCAGCGUGGGCCCCGGGGCCGACGAGGCCCCCCGCCCCCGCAUGUCCCCGGCCACCAUCGCCGCCAAGCACGGCGAGGAGGUGUCCCCGGCGGCCAGCGACCUGGCCAUGGUGCUGACGCGCGGCCUGAGCCUGGAGCACCAGAAGAGCAGCCGGGACUCGCUGCAGUACUCGAGCGGCUACAGCACACAGACCACCACGCCCUCCUGCUCGGAGGACACCAUCCCCUCCCAAGGCUCCGACUUCGACUGCUACUCGGUGAACGGGGACGCGGACGGCGAGGGCCCGCCCGAGUUCGACAGGUCGUCCACCAUCCCCCGCAACAGCAACAUCGCCCAGAACUACCGGCGGCUGCUGCAGACCAAGCGGCCGGCCUCCACGGCGGGGCUGCCCAGCGCGGGGCUGCCCGCCGCGGCCGCCGCCGGCUCCGGCGCGCCCCCCGGCGUGGCCACCAUCCGCCGCACGCCCUCCACCAAGCCGGCCGUGCGCCGCGCCCUGUCCAGCGCCGGCCCCAUCCCCAUCCGGCCGCCCAUCGUGCCCGUCAAGACGCCCACGGUGCCCGACGCGCCGGGCCACGCGGGGCCCACGCGGGCGGGCAGCGAGGAGUGCGUCUUCUACGGCGGCGACGAGGCCGGCUCGCCGCUGGCGCCGGACCUGGCCAGGGCCUCGCCGAAGCGGCUGAGCCUGCCCAACGCCGCCUGGGCCGCCGGCCCGGCCCCCGAGGACGAGGAGCAGCAGCAGCAGCAGCAGCAGCAGCUGGCCGCCAACCGGCACAGCCUGGUGGAGAAGCUGGGCGAGCUGGUGGCCGGCGCCCACGCGCUGGGCGAGGGCCAGUUCCCCUUCCCCACGGCCCGGGAGACGCCCGCCCCGCCCGGCGCCGCGGCUGCCGCGGGCGACGCCCCCGCCGAGGACAUGCUGGUGGCCAUCCGGCGCGGCGUGCGGCUCCGCAGGACCGUCACCAACGACCGGUCGGCGCCGCGGCUCUUGUGAUGGCGCCGCCGCCCCCCCCCCCCCCCCCCCUCCGCCCGGCCAGGAGGGCAGAGCCGGGCGAGCGUCUUUUUCCUCUCAAGUCACCAGGCAGAGCCGCCUGGUGGAGGACUCACCACGGACACGGAA
This is a messenger RNA of Pipistrellus kuhlii (Kuhl's pipistrelle), 2441 nucleotides long. It is a transcript of the gene MTSS2, whose product is annotated as MTSS I-BAR domain containing 2. NCBI's taxonomy places the organism in Eukaryota, Metazoa, Chordata, Mammalia, Chiroptera, Vespertilionidae. Gene Ontology annotation, molecular function: actin binding; phospholipid binding. The coding region runs from base 90 to 2315 and encodes 741 amino acids. The transcript has 15 exons. The record is from RefSeq and is a predicted model, not a curated record. Gene Ontology annotation, biological process: plasma membrane organization; cell projection assembly. Gene Ontology annotation, cellular component: actin cytoskeleton; cytoplasmic side of plasma membrane.